UUGCUUCUGGGUCCUGGCCGGCAGGCAGGGGCGGGGGCCGGCCUGCGUCAGCGCCCGCCCGGCACCCGCCCGCCCAAACUCCACCCCGAGGGAAGGCGGCGCGGAUAAAGGCUCGGGGGCCGCCCGCUCGGCCCCAGACCAGCCCCGCCACCGCGCUUUGCCCUUACGUGGGUACACUCUGGACUCGGGCUGACCUCGUACUGGACGCUCCCGAUCCUCUGAGCAGCGGCGGCGGCGGCGGCGGCGGCGGCGGCUGUGGCUGUUGCUAAGGGAGGGGACGCGCCCGGAAGCGCGGCCCGAGCGGCAGACGGCACCGAGCACGGACGGACGGUCGAGCGGCGCCCCUCCUUUGGGACCCUCCCCUGCGCCUCGCCGCGGUCGCCGCCCGCCGCCCUUUAAAGGCGCCGCCAGUGCCGCCCCCACUCCUGGAAGGGCCCCCCACCCCCCCGACGAGCCGAAGCGACCCCGGAGCUCCACUCGGAUUUUUGAUUCCUGAUUUCACCUUCCACUUUUGGGACCUUCUCUGAGGAGGGACGCGCGCAGCCCGCACCCCACCACCACCCCGCACCUAGCCGCGCCCAGGGUCGUCGCCCCCCACCUCCGGAGGACCGCAUUUCGGGAACCCCCGCCUCUGCCCGGAGGCGCGGUGAGGAUUGGCGGCGCCCCGCGGACCCCAGCACCCCAGCGCGGGCCGGGGAUGGAGCCGCAGCCCGGCGGCGCCCGGAGCUGCCGGCGUGGGGCCCCCGGCGGCGCCUGCGAGUUAGGCCGGGCGGUCGAGGGGGCGCCCAUCAACCUGGCCAUCCACAGCACCACGGGCACCCGCUACGAGCUGUCGGUGCCCCCCGACGAAACGGUGGAGGGGCUGCGCAAACGGCUGUCCCAGCGCCUCAAAGUGCCCAAGGAGCGCCUGGCCCUGCUCCACAAAGACACCCGGCUCAGUUCGGGGACGCUGCAGGAGUUCGGCGUGGGGGAUGGGAGCAAGCUGACGCUGGUGCCCACCGUGGAGGCGGGCCUCAUGUCUCAGGCCUCCAGGCCCGAACAGUCAGUCAUGCAGGCUUUGGAGAGCCUCACGGAGACCCAGCCCCCAGCGAUGCCCGGGCCGGCCCGGGCUGGCAGAGGCAGCUUCCGGAAAUACCGAUUCCUUUUAUUUAAGCAUCCAUGGCGCCAACAGGGAGCCCAGAGCCCAGAGAGGGGCGGCGAGAGGCCCCAGGUCAGUGAUUUCCUGUCUGGCCGCUCGCCGCUGACCCUGGCCCUGCGCGUGGGGGACCACAUGAUGUUCGUCCAGCUCCAGCUGGCGGCCCAGCACGCCCCCAUGCAGCACCGCCACGUCCUGGCCGCCGCCGCCGCCGCCGCCCGCGGGGACCCCAGCGUGACGGCCACCCCCGUGUCCUCCCCCUGCCGGCCCAUGUCCAGCGCUGCCCGUGUCCCCCCGGUGCCCACCAGCCCCGCCUCUGCUUCCCCCUCGCCUGUCACAGCUGGUACCUUUCGGUCCCACUCAGCCCCAGCCACCUGCACCGAGAUGGAGUGUGCGUCUCCUGCCAGCCCUGGUGCCAGCCCGGCCGCCAGCCCCGGGAGCAGCGCCGGCCCCCGCUCCCGCAAACCCGGCGCGGUGAUCGAGAGCUUCGUCAACCACGCACCGGGGGUCUUCUCAGGAACAUUCUCCGGCACACUGCACCCCAACUGCCAGGACAGCAGCGGGCGGCCCCGGCGGGACAUCGGUACCAUCCUGCAGAUUCUCAAUGACCUGCUGAGCGCCACGCGGCACUACCAGGGCAUGCCCCCGUCCCUGACCCAGCUGCGCUGCCACGCGCAGUGCGCGCCCGCCUCGCCCGCCCCGGACCUCACCCCCAAAACUACCUCCUGCGAGAAGCUGGCAACCGCCGCCGCAGCCCCAGCCUCACUGAGCCAAGUCCGCAUGUGCAAGCCCCCGGGGGACCGGCUACGGCAGACGGAAAACCGAGCCACGCGCUGCAAAGUGGAGCGGCUGCAGCUGCUGCUGCAGCAGAAGCGCCUGCGCAGGAAGGCGCGCCGGGACGCCCGCGGCCCCUACCACUGGCCCCCCAGCCGCAAGACGGGUCGCAGCGACAGCAGCAGCAGCGGGGCCGGCGCCAGCCCCAGCGAGGCGGCUGGCCUGGGCCUCGACUUUGAGGACUCCGUUUGGAAGCCAGAAGUCAACCCCGACAUCAAGUCCGGAUUCGUGGUGGCCUAGGGACGCGCCCUGGCCCCUGCCCAGCCGGGUCCUCGGGGUGUGGGUUGAGUCUCUUUUUUUUUGUUUUUGUUUUGUUUUGUUUUUUAAAUUUCAAUUCUCACCAUGAUUUUCUGGACUCUCUGGAUGGACUUGGGUUCCUGCCUCCAGCCUCAGCUCAGUUACGCCCGUUUCUUCCCGCCCUCCGCGUGCCCGGUGGCCGGUUUCCGUGUCGUGUCCCCCGCACCUCCCCCCCCCCCCCCGCCUCGCUGUCUGUCCAUCCCCUCGUGCCCGCCCGUCGCCGCGGUUCCCCCCAACUUCCCCAGCUCCCAAUAUGUAGCAGACUUUCCAGAUGGAGGAGAGCUGGAGACACAGGCACACCCCCCACAUCCCCUCUGCCCCGCCCCCACUUCCCGCCCUCUUCCCCUCUAAGUCAAAAAAAAAAAGUGAAAAUCCUCAUUAUGCACUUUACAGAUGAGGGGGACCAUGGAGAGAGGGCGCGCCCCCUCCCCCCACUGGGCCCCCCCCGCUGGGCUGGCCUCUCCACAUCUGUCCUGAUGCCCCCCACCCACUCCCUUUUUUGUUCUUUUCUUCUCCCACCCCCAGUGGGGUUUUUUGGUCUUUUUUUUUUUCCCCCAACUCCUGGAAUAAUAACCAAGGCGAUUCCGGGGAGAGGCCAUCAGGACCCACCUCGGGGUUUGGCUGGGGGUUAAGGAGAGGGGACAGUCCCUGUCACUGCCACCACCAGGCUUGGGUCACCACCACGCACUGUGUGAUCUCCACCACCUCCCUCCCAACCCCCCUUCUUUCUUUCUUUCUUUCUUUCUUUCUUUCUUUCUUUCUUUCUUUCUUUCUUUCUUUCUUUCUUUCUUUCUUUCUUUCUUUCUUUCUUUCUUUUUCUUUCUUUCUUUUUUUUUUUUUUUUUCUGAGCUUGGGGUAUUUAUAGACUAUUCAUUUCUGACUGAGCCAAUAGUUGCUUGGGAAUCCUUGAAAAACCAGGAGAGGCAUGGCUGUGGGGGAGCGGACGAGGGCAGGCAAGGACCCCCCCACACACACACACCUCAGCUGUUCAUUCCAUCCCAGCCAGAGAGAUCUGGGAAUGGACUCUAGUUGGCCGGGAGGGGGGGGUCUCCUCUGGCCCUCACUUUGGGGAGGGGGGUGCUGAGCUGUGAAUCCCCUGGCACAGGGUAAGCUGUGUAGCAUUAACCCCCCGGGGGGGGGGAAAUCGCUGCUGGUCUAAUUUGGACCCUCCCCACCCUAGCCCAUGCCCCCCCAGUCCCAUGGGGGCUAAAACUAGACACCCCCCCCCAACAAGGGGCCUUUCCAUAGGGUUAGUGUUUUUCAAUUCACUUUUUUUUUUUUUACUUAUAAUGGAGAUGUUGGGGUCCUUCCCUCCCCACCUGUCAGUCUUGUCCUGACACCCUCACCCCGUCUUUGUCCUGCAAUUUGUUCGCCUGCCUGCCCCCCCACCCCCCUCCCUUCCUCCUUCUAUGGCCCCCGUAGGUGCACCCCUCCUUCCCCCCCCCAUUAUGUGUUAAUGGUUUCAGAUGUGAACAUCAUGUGUUAACUGUA
Sorex araneus (European shrew) is the source of this 3757-nucleotide messenger RNA. It is a transcript of the gene MIDN, whose product is annotated as midnolin. The transcript has 9 exons. Lineage: Eukaryota; Metazoa; Chordata; Mammalia; Eulipotyphla; Soricidae. Bases 698 to 2209 code for a protein of 503 amino acids. Gene Ontology annotation, cellular component: nucleus. The record is from RefSeq and is a predicted model, not a curated record. Gene Ontology annotation, molecular function: protein binding.